Messenger RNA from Cladocopium goreaui, 1278 nucleotides. The record is from the annotation of a GenBank genome assembly. NCBI's taxonomy places the organism in Eukaryota, Dinophyceae, Suessiales, Symbiodiniaceae.
AUGAAGAUACACAUCAUUCUUCGUUAUUGGGGAUGUGUUGAAACCAGCGACCAAUUGUUUUUGGAAACCCUUGGGCCCUUUGGGUGCAGCGUGUUGCCCUGUGCAGGCUUCGUGGUGCCCAUUGCGACCCGUGUGGUGCAGCCGGCACCAGGGCUUCCACUUCAGGUACCUCGCCUUUCGGUGGCGCCUAGAGGGUCCCGCCACAGCGCCACAGUGCCCUUGCUGGCGGCGGGGGUCAUCGGCCUGGUUCAGGCCAACAGCUCCAGACGCCGUGCCGUGCGCGGUCCCUCGCGCGGGCGGCUCCAUGCGCUGCCGGCCACCGUGCCGCCAGCGGCCGCCAGUAGCGUCAUCGUCAUGCCAGAUGCUGACGCAGUGGCUUCCAACUUGUGCAAGCAGGUGGCGAAAGCCUGCAAAGACGCGGUGGCAGAGCGGGGGGCCUUUGCUCUGGCCAUUCCGGGCGGCUCCAUUUUGAAGAUGUUGGCCGGCGGCACUGCGGAGUUGGAAGGGAUCGAGUGGGACAAGGGCGUCAUGGCAUACGUCAACCACAAGUGCGUCAGCAACGACGAUGCGGCCGCCACACACAAGAAGGUGCGCCCUUUCUACUCGUUGAAGAGCGCGGGGUGUGCAACCAGUGUGCAACUAAGCUGGCCCGGUUUGAAGGUCAUCACCAUGGGCGGCUCCGGGGAGGGCGAGGCGGAAGCUCAGCGCUACGAGGCCGAGCUCAAAGCCCUGCCGGAGACCACGCUGCCGCGGACAGAUGGGAUGCCCGUUUUUGACAUUUGUCUCAUCGGUGUGGGAGAUGAUGGACACUUUGGGUCACUGUACCCGGGGCGCCAGGAGAUUGCAGAUGAAUCCGGUCGCUGGGUUCUGCCAGUCGAUAUGAAAUCUCCGCCCAGCAUCACUUUGUCGCCCAAAGCGAUGAUGGCGGCUAAGACGGUGCUGGUCGCUUCGGCGGGCGUCUCGGAGAAGUAUCCCAUGGGCAAGUCAGAGGCCAUGAAGACGGCCAUCGAAGGCAUGGAAGGGCCACAGGCUUUUCCAGCACAGGUGUUGAGAUCCACAGCAACGUGGCUGCUGGAUGAGGCCGCAGCCUCCAAGCUGAGUCGGGGAACCAGGAGGAUCCCCAAAUUGACCAACCGAAUCGGUUGUAACAAUCAAUCAAUCAACCAACCAACCAACCAAUCAAUCAAUCAAUCAAUCAAUCAAUCAAUAAUCAAUCCAUAUGGCUGGUGUAUGACAUUGCUUUCACAACAUUUUAAUGUUUGCACUUGUCGUUUGUGA